UUUCGUAGCACAGCCCAAUGGCUAUAACGAUACAUAGUCGAGACACCGCCGCUCUCGGGACCUGAGGGCAGCACUCGCACGAGGCUACAUCUUCUGGCAUACAGCAUUUCUCCAUCUCCGACGUCGUGUGCAUGGUAGGUGCGUGCAUGGUGGCCGUCGCUUGGAGUUUUUGUCAUGGCAUCCCUACGGUGCAACGCAAGCAACCGAGCAGAUUACUCUGUCAUACGAGAUAUGGCAUUAAAGACCUGUCACGGACAGAGAAACAGGAGAACGUACUGGAGCGAGCCCGCAUUUUUCUGCGCUUGCGCCUAAGGCGGCGAGACCUCUUCUUCUUCCACUUAUCUCUCAUUCUGUAGGCCACACACUGUCAGCAAGAACAACGCGCGGAGGCAACACGGCAGCAGCGUACUCACUCGUUCGAAUUGUGGGAAGUG
Messenger RNA from Fomitopsis serialis, 434 nucleotides. RefSeq lists its product as uncharacterized. The coding region runs from base 132 to 356 and encodes 74 amino acids. The transcript has a single exon. The record is from RefSeq and is a predicted model, not a curated record. NCBI's taxonomy places the organism in Eukaryota, Fungi, Basidiomycota, Agaricomycetes, Polyporales, Fomitopsidaceae.